AUCAUCCAUCAUUCGUUCAUCGCAUCUCGCUCUCUCUCCAAAAGAUUUCAUCCCCGUGAAGUCGCCGUCGGUCGAAAUCCGGCCCUGAGAUCUCUCCAAUUCGCUAAUUCAGUCUUCCCCCGAUUUCUAGAUCUGCAAUUUUAUCCGAAUUAUCCGUUUCACCAAGUCUUGACACAUAAGCCCUAAUUCAUACCCGUUCUACCUUUUCACGAUCGAUUCACCUUCUGAUUUCGAGGGUUUCUGUUAUUCAAUCACCGAUCUCUAUGUAUACUACAUGAUCAAUAGGGUUUCUAAUUUAUUAGAAAAAGGGGAUCAAAAGAUUCAUGGUUCUCGUUGCCAAGUACGAAGAAGAAGGAUCCAUCUUUAGGAAAACCGAUGUCGUUGAUGAUCAUGAUGGAAGAAGGCUGUUAUGUAUGGGCGGUGGGAAGGAUGGACGCAAGAUUCAUGUUGGUGACUGUGCGUUGUUCAAGCCACCCCAUGAUUCCCCUCCAUUUGUUGGAAUAAUUCGUAGAUUAAUAGUAGGUAAAGAGGAUAAUCUAAACCUGAGUGUGAAUUGGCUUUACCGUCCUGCUGACGUUAAGCUUGUGAAAGGUGCUUCUCUGGAAGCAGCACCAAACGAGGUCUUUUACUCCUUUCACCAGGAUGAGAUACCUGCUGCAUCGUUACUCCAUCCGUGUAAAGUCGCAUUCCUUCGUAAAGGUGUUGAACUUCCUUCAAGGAUAUCCUCAUUUGUGUGCAGACGAGUGUAUGAUAUUGAAAGCAAGCGUUUAUGGUGGCUAACUGAUCAAGACUAUAUUAAUUCUUAUUUGAUACAGGAACGACAAGAAGAAGUAGACCAGCUAUUAAAUAAGACUAGAGUAGAAAUGUAUGGCGCAUUGCAGGCAGGAGGCCAUUCCCCAAAACCCUUGAAUGGUCCAAAUGGGACAACACAGUUAAAGUCUAGUACAGAUAACAUACAGAACAGUUCUUCCAUGCCAUCGCAGGUGAAGAGUAAGAAAAGAGAGCACGGUGUUCACAGUUCAGAUUCUGUCAAGCGUGAGCGCUUGUCUAAAGCAGAUGAUGCUGAUUCAGCUCAACUUAGACCUGAAGACACAUUGAAGAUUGAGAUUGCUAAAAUUACAGAUAAAGGAGGCCUGGUAGAUUUUGAAGGGGUUGAAAAAAUAAUACGGCUCAUGCAGCCCGAGACUGCUGAGAAGAAAGUUGAUCUAGCCUGCCGAAUUAUGCUUGUUGAUGUCAUCUCACUUACUGAGAGCUUUGAUUGCCUUGGUCGGUUUGUUCAGCUUAGGGGCUUGCUAAUUCUAGACGAAUGGCUUCAAGAGGUCCACAAGGGGAAAAUUGGCGAUGGUAGUCCCAAGGGGAGUGAUAAAUCUGUUGAGGAAUUUCUCUUUGCUUUGCUUCGUGCACUGGAUAGGUUACCUGUGAAUCUCCAUGCUUUACAGACCUGUAAUGUCGGGAAGUCUGUUAAUCACUUGCGCAGCCAUAAAAAUCCAGAAAUUCUAAAGAAAGCUAGGAGUCUGGUUGACACGUGGAAGAAACGAGUAGAAGCCGAAAUGAACAUCAUUGAAACAAGGUCUGGUACAAGACGAGGAGGUUCCUGGCCAAACAAGCCUAUGAUGCCGGAAGUCUCUCCUAUGGGUAAUCGACGAAUAGGUGGAGCCUCCGAGGGUGGUGCCAAGAUUUCUACUCCACAACCUUCUGUAUUGAAAGCUCAGCAGGGGAAGCAUAAUUCUGGUGAAGCCAUUGUCAAAUCACCUGAAUCUCCUAGUACUAUAAAGCCUCUGGCACCGGUUGCAGCUGGCACUGGCUCUGCAGAUGUGCCACCUGUGACAACUAAAGAGGAGAAGAGUAGCAGUUCUAGUCCGUCUGCGAAUAAUAGCCAUUCCUGUUCUAGUGAGCAUGGAAAGGUGGGGGCUUCUUGCAAGGAAGAUGCUCCCGGCUCCACUUCUGGAUGCAUAAAUAAGAUCUCUAGUGGUAUAUCUCAUAGUAGGAAAUCAAUCAAUGUGGUCCAUGGAUCUGCUGUCCCGGGUGUUCAGAAGGAAGGGGGUCUUGGGAAAUCGGUGGAUCGGAACUUUGUUUCUGGUAAGGGAUCACCAAUUAGAGCUACACCUGAACGAGGAGCUGACACGUCUUUUGCAGAUAACAUAAACAACCAGAGACUUAUAGUGCGACUGCCAAGCACAGGACCAAGCCCUGCACGUACUGGCAGUGGGGGAUCUGUUGAAGAUGCUUCUGCUACAUUUGGCAAGAGUUCUCUUGUACAUUCAGAAAAGCAAGAUCAUCUUGAUAGGAGGACAAGGGGAAAAGGAGAUGCACCACCAGGCAACAAUUUGCUAGCAAUGAGCACGAAUUCUUCUCAGGGAAAAGAUGGAUUGGUUGGAUUUGAUGAUGUUAAGAAGGGGAUAAUUAUCCCUGGUGAUGAACAUGGUCGAGAUGGUGAAAUUGCUGAGAGACUGACAGAGGCUUCUAAAGCCACUGGCUCAGCAUCAGGUGGCACACUGAAAUCAACGAAAUCAUAUGAAGCUUCUUAUAGUUCUAUAAAUGCAUUGGUUGAAAGCUGUGCGAAAUUUUCUGAAGUUAAUGCAUCUGCGCCAGUUGGCGAUGAUGUCGGAAUGAAUCUGCUUGCCAGUGUGGCUGCUGGUGAGAUGUCUACAUCUGAUGCCUCACCAGCAGGUUCCCCUGAAAAUAAACGGGCUUUGCCUGAAGACACUUCACCCAGAAAUGAUGCCAAGUCUAGACAAUCAAUUGAAAAUGGUUGCCAAAGUGAAGAUAAACUGAAAGUGACCAAUGGUCAUGUCAUGAUGGAACAGGUUAGUUCUGUUGGAUGUUUGCCUGCACAAGGUGGAUCCCAGCAGCAGGUUCUGUCUGCUGUGAACCACAUCUGCACAGAUGGUAAAGUCGCUUCAUUUGUAGAUUCUUCGGUUGCUGGGUUGCCGCAGAAUGGCAAUUCUGUACUUGUGGCACCUGAGGCAAAGCCUGCUGCAUUGGUAGCAGAUACUUCUGCUUUAUUGCCUUCUAUAGAAUCUACCGGUACUGGCAAAGAGGGUGAUGAAGUCUUUCAGUCUCAUGAUGGAAGGAAGUUUUCUCCUAAUAAGUUGCGGAGUUACCAUUUUCCAAAUUUGAAACCUAACAACAGUAGUCCAUUGUCUGACGAAGACAAGAACGCUGGCUCAGCCUUGGAGAAGGCCACGGAAAACAAGAGAGUUUGUUCAGAUGCAACUAUAAAUGCAAAGGUUGAGACACUGCUUAAUGAUGAAUCAGCGUCUUGGUCCUCAGAAAAGCAUGAGGAUGAGAAGAAAUUGGUGCUCAAAGUAUCAAGUGGCAGCAACGUGUUAUUGCAAAAAGAACACAGCAAAGGCUCUGAAUUGCCAACCACUUCUUGUGGUUAUGUUGGUUUAGGUCCAAAAGCUGAAGAGGCCGAGGACAAGAAGAUGGGGAGUCAUGCUGAGCAGAGCGAGAAAGCAAAUGUGGAUCCUGAUUCUUCUGUUUUGCUGCAAACUAGUGAACUUGCACAGGAAAGUAUAGAUAAAAAUGAGGUCGUUGUUUCUGGUGGAUCGGCUCCAUCUGACAAAUCACCUGUAGUCGCCGUGCAACAAGUCAGAACAUGCUUAAAGCAAUCUGAUGUGCCUGAGGGGGAUAUCUCCGAGCAACCUGCUUCCAGAGGGGACUUCUCUACUAUCUCUACGCCUGUGUCAGAAACGGUGGUUAAGCUGGAUUUUGACUUGAAUGAAGUUCUUCCUAGCGAUGAUGGGAUUCAAGGAGAUGUUGAAAUGCCUUCAAAUCCAGGACGGUUCUCUGCUGUUCACACGCCUUGCUCAUUACCUUCUGCAGGUUCUGUCAUGACAGGCAAUCGGCCUGCUUCAAUUACUGUAGCUGCUGCUGCUAAGGGGCCGUUUAUAUCUUCUGAGAAUCUCUUAAGAGGCAAGACUGAGCUUGGUUGGAAGGGAUCUGCUGCCACUAGUGCAUUUCGUCCAGCAGAGCCUCGGAAGGUCAUAGAUGUUCCAGCUUCUGAUAAUAAGCAGGCCCGUGGCUUUUUGGACUUUGACCUGAAUGUUGGUGUUGUCGAGGAUGUCGGCAACAGUGGUCCUAGUGGUGGAGGACUUGAUCUUGAUCUGAAUGCAUGUGAAGAGAGUCCUGAUGUUGGUCAUCUGUCGGUUGGUAUUAGUAGACCUGCCAUCCCACAAUUACCUCCAAGGUCACUCCUGUCCGGUAGGUUCUCUAACUUGGAACCAAAUUCUUCAAGGGACUUUGAUCUGAACAAUGGACCUGGUGUGGAAGAAAUUGGUGGUGAAUCGAUACCACUUACUAGAAAUGGGAUUCAGUUUCUGUCUGCUGUUCCUAGUAUGAGAAUGAAUAAUAUGGAGAUGGGGAACUUCUCCUGGUUUCCACCAAGUAGUACAUAUCCAGCAAUUACAGUACCAGGUGUUCUUCCUGGUAGAGGGGAGCAGAGCUAUCCCAUGGUUCUUGGUGCAUCAUCAUCACAAAGAAUGUUGAGUCCUGCUGGUACCUCGUUUAAUCCCGAAAUAUUUAGGGGACCUGUGUUAUCAUCCUCUCCUGCAGUUGCAUUUUCAUCUAGUACGCCAUUCCAAUUUCCAGGUUUCCCAUUUGAAACCAAUUUCUCGGUACCUUCAAAUACAGCAGCAUAUGUGGGUCCGCCUGGUGGGGGUGGUCUUUGUUUCCCAACAAUUCCGUCAGGGGGUUAUAGGCCAUCGCCAUAUGUUAUGAGUGUAGGUGGAGGUAACAAUGAUAACAGAAAAUGGGGAAGCCAGCAGCAGCAGCAGGGUCAGGGGGGUCUAGAUCUAAAUUCUUCAGGUCCUGGAGGUGGUAUGACGGAAAGGGGAGAUGAUUCAGAACAGUUGAAGAUGUUUCAUCAGCAACUGGCGGGGGGUCUAAAGAGGAAGGAGCCGGUUGAUGGGUGGGAUGGAGAUCAUAGGAAUAGUAGCUACAAACAUCAUCCAUCAUGGCAGUAGUUGCGUUGCAGCAGCAGCAGCAGCUACCGAUGUGCUGUGGCUUUAUUCAGAGAGUUGGGUGUUGAUGGGCUGACUAAAUGUUGGUGAUUUUCAACUUGGAGAGAAAGAGAGAGAGAAGAGAUAUGUUGAUUGGAAGAAGAGUUUGGUGUGUAGAUAUUUAACUCCUCCUAAAAGCCGGUCGAAAUUAGAGAAUGUUUUGAGAGAGACAGAGAGAGAAACAGAAGGACAGAGGCCAGGUUAAUUAGUUUGGUUGUUUUAUACCUGUACCCUUCUUUAUUAACAUGGUGCCAAAAGUUUUGGUAUAAUGAUAUUCCCAUUGACCAAAA
Cynara cardunculus var. scolymus (artichoke) is the source of this 5293-nucleotide messenger RNA. RefSeq lists its product as uncharacterized. The record is from RefSeq and is a predicted model, not a curated record. The coding region runs from base 324 to 4967 and encodes 1547 amino acids. Lineage: Eukaryota; Viridiplantae; Streptophyta; Magnoliopsida; Asterales; Asteraceae. The transcript has 4 exons. Gene Ontology annotation, molecular function: chromatin binding. Gene Ontology annotation, cellular component: nucleus.